CACACCCCGGUGCGUGGCAAUCAUUUCAAUCAAUAAUUAUUACUACAAAUUCUACCAUAAGGAAGGCACGUAUUUCUUCCAAGCAAUUACGUGAGUUAUAGUUGAAUACGUACUACUUCGGAUAAUUACGUACCUAGGUAGUUUGUAGGUAACAUUUCCCGUUGUCCGUUGUUUCCAGUUUGUGGUCCUAUCGCACUUCAUUCUUCCAGUUUUACAUCAUGGCAACAAACGAAGCCACAAUUCUUCGGAACUAUCUUCUUCUCCCAGCCCGUUUGCCCACUAUUCUCUCCUUGCAAGAGUUCACCUCUCUAUUUCCAAAGUCGCAGCAAUCUUCGCCACAAAUUCGAACUCUGUAUAGAGACCUUCAACAGCAACGGAAUGUGGUAGUCGAUGGCGUAUCGCAGAACAUCGAUGCACAGAUUAGGCAGGGCAAAGCUCUACGCCGAGAGGUGAUCAAGGCUCGGAGAGAGGCGGAGCUAGAGGAACAAGAUGACGAAAUUGAUAUUGAGCGAAUGUUGUUUGGAUCUACUUCGAACACGAUUCAUCCCAAGCAACAUACUCUCUUGACCAUUCUACCCGAUAUGGACGAAGCCAUCACAGAUAUGGAACGCGAGAUACAAGCCAUAGAACAGGAAGAAGCUGCACUUCUUGAGUCUAUCAAACAAGCCGUCGGUAACAUGAGCGACCUUCGGUACGGCCGAUUUGCCAACCCCAAAUUGAAGGAUGAGGUUCUUGAUGGCCUGCAACGACUUCAAGACACAUGUGAACGAAAAGCGUAAUCGACGACAUCAAAUCAAUUCAUUAGGUCACUACCUAACUAUGUGACCGCCAUCUAAUUAUCCAAUACAUCAAGGAAGCUUUCCGAGUAACACCAAGAAUCCGAUAACUCGUCAUACAUAUUCCCAUAUGACCUAGCAAUAUCGUAGACGUCAACGUUAU
Messenger RNA from Annulohypoxylon truncatum, 939 nucleotides. Its product is annotated as Cnl2/NKP2 family protein-domain-containing protein. Lineage: Eukaryota; Fungi; Ascomycota; Sordariomycetes; Xylariales; Hypoxylaceae. The coding region runs from base 219 to 779 and encodes 186 amino acids. The transcript has 2 exons. Gene Ontology annotation, biological process: chromosome segregation. Gene Ontology annotation, cellular component: Mis6-Sim4 complex; kinetochore. The record is from RefSeq and is a predicted model, not a curated record.